Messenger RNA from Protopolystoma xenopodis, 799 nucleotides. Lineage: Eukaryota; Metazoa; Platyhelminthes; Monogenea; Polystomatidea; Polystomatidae. The record is from the annotation of a GenBank genome assembly.
CCGACUGCCAUCUUGUCCAGCGCCGCAGGCCUCGAGCCGACAUUUAAUCCAAGCCCUCCUCCGUCAGAUCCCAUUUGUUGCCAGCCGAACCUCUGCUUUGGCCAGAGGUCUGGCCCGGUUGAUCGUCUGUCUCCCUGACGACGCGGAGGUGCGCUGUUGCCGGCUGUCAUGUCUUCUCCAUCUCAUACGACGUCUCUCGAUGCGGUACAGCCCGCUCAAGACGUCGACAGGUCUCGUACGGACCGUCAUGAUUGCCGGCCUCGUCGGCGGCGAUCGUCUGCCCGACGUUGACAACGUCGGUGUGCCCCUUUUCUCGGUCGGCCUCGACGGAGGAUGGGCAGAACUGGCUGAACAGCUGCGAGCCUCCGAACGGAUGGUCGGGCUUGAAGAGUCCCGAAUGCGAGGACUCGUCGAGUUGACGCGAUGUCGACUGGCUGUCGGUGGCGCCAGUCGAUUGGCCGCUGGCGCUGGUGAUCUGAUCCCACCGGCCGGUUUGACCUGCGAAGCAGAUGCAUCGGACGAGCGCAGCUACAGACGACGGCUCGUGGUUGCCGUCUUGCUUGAGUACCGGUUGGCGGGACUCGAAGUCUCUUCAGAGCAGAUAUCCAAAGUGAGUGGAGGCUUGUUUCUUCAUCUCUUUGCUUCAUCCUCGUCCGGAUGGGCCAAUUUAUUUGGCAAAAACGUCAACUUCCUUCAUUUUUCAGUUCUUCUCGACCAUUUUUCCGAUCUGCCAGCGAAUCAGAGCCAUGAUAUGUAUUUACAUUAUUUCGUUUCAGACAGUAGGACGACUGGUAGUUGA